Molecule: messenger RNA, 2811 nt
Organism: Cutaneotrichosporon cavernicola
Lineage: Eukaryota; Fungi; Basidiomycota; Tremellomycetes; Trichosporonales; Trichosporonaceae
Gene: samB
Exons: 3
Coding region: 1-2811 (936 amino acids)
Biological process (GO): establishment or maintenance of cell polarity; ubiquitin-dependent protein catabolic process
Cellular component (GO): MUB1-RAD6-UBR2 ubiquitin ligase complex
Source: RefSeq, a predicted model, not a curated record
AUGCGCGAGUCAAACUACACCCAGCCACAGUCGAACCGCGCCGUCAUCAGCAUCACCCAGAUGAUGUAUGACCGACGAGCCCUCGACACCAACUCGACCUUGGCGCUGCUCAACAACCUAUGCCAGUUGACGUACUUAACGUCGACAUCGCCAAGGAUACGAGAGGUCUUGACCAUGGACGGCGGUCUCGAACGCAUGCUCGACAUCUUACGUGAAUCCUGCCUUCCUCGCGAACCAACGUUGUCCGACAUGUGGGGCCUGAAUGGGCCGUGCACGGCAAGAACCAUCAAUGUCGACCGAGCUAUCUCGUUACGCCACUCGCUCGCGUUCCAAUGUGUGGUCAACAUUGGCAUCCGGGGUAACGAGGCGAUCCGCACGCGAGUCGUCCAGGCAGGUGCAUUAGACGUCGUGGCGCAGAUCCUCGAGUCUUGGCUCAAAAAGAACGGUAUCGCAGUUUUAUCCUCGUCGGUGGGCAGCCAAGCCUCGGCCGACGCUCUAGAUUCGGGUGCGCAAUUACCUGGCGUCGAAGCUCGUUCUCGGCGCCGCCAGGGAUCCUCACGGCAUAGUGGGCCGAGCAGCUCGCACAAUCCCUCGGCUUCCGCGCGGGAGUCGACCGCCCAGUCAUCUCACAAUGCUCCGCCGCCACCAUCUCAACCCUCAAUAGCCGCCGCAAACGCCACUUCCCACCCACCAACAUCACAUGCGCCCGCUCCAACUGCACACGCAACACCACCGCAGGUCACCGCUCCCGCUCCCUCUCAACCUCUUGCCAUUCCCCCAGGCCCAUUUGGUACCGGCGCCCCCUCACGAGGGUUAGGACAGUUGAUGGUCAACCUGCUUGCCAACCGUUUGCAGAACCGCCAGCCGCAGCAGGAUGCGCAACCGCCUCAGGCCCCGACGCGGGGUCAGACUGGCUCGUCUAUCGACACGGACGUGGACAUGGCCGACGCCGAGACCGAGGAAGGUGGCGAGACCGACACGGCUGGUGGCGACACGGACACUGGUGCGGACAUGGCAAUGGACGUCGAGCCAGACAACGAAGCAGGACCCAGCGUGUCAACCACAACACCACGUGCGCGCUUGACUGUUCUCCCCAUGCAGAUCCCACGGCGGUCACCCGAACCCGUGAGUGAAGCGGCUAGCGCGGCAACCAGCAAUGCGGCGUCGCUCUCUGGCGACGAGCCUCCAGCUAUCCCUCGCGCUCGAUCCGAUAACAGUCUCGCCACGAACGCCGCGGUUCAGGCCGCGGCAGAGUCGGGUCGUCCUGCAUCCGGGAUGGCACGGCCGGCCCAACUUGGUGCGGGCCCCGGCCAGUCGUUGAUGCAUGGGGUCGAGCAUGUCGAGGGCAUGCGGGGACGUCGCGGGACUGUGGUCGGACGACCUCUGCUGGCCACGCGCGAGCAGCAGCGCGUAGCGGACGAGAGCGAGGUCUCUGACCACAUGCCGGAGACGGACCUGGCACAAGUCAACGCUCUCGCGGCAGCUGCGAACGCUGCCAUGGAGGCGGCGGCCGCUGUCCCCAACCAGGAGACGGGACCGCAGCCAGCCAUUGUCGAUGGCCUCGCAGGCCUGGCAAACGACGAGCCUGACCCGGACGUGCUGGCAGCUGAGCAAGCACGGUUCGACAUGGAGGCAGGCGCACCGCCAGGCCAGCCAGGUGCUGCCCAGACUCCCCGCAUGACGAACACAGACAUGCAGCAGCAGCCUACAGAGCUUGCGCCCCAGGUUCCACCAGCUCCACCAGCCCAGAUCAUCAUCGCAAAUACCGCGCCCCGGGGUUUCCAGGACCUGGCGUCAUACGUUGGCGUGUCCCUUUUGCUCAAUCCAGAGGGCACAAACUACUCGGAGGACAACAUCUUAUUGGCCCUGCAGCUCUUGGCAUAUCUCUCCAAGUACCCCCACGUUCGCGCGACAUUCCACCACCCCAGGUGGCCGAUGCACCGCACCUUUGACCUGGUUCACGACGAUGAGAACCCCCUUCCCGAGCGCCCCAACUACUCUGACACACCCAACAUCUUCUCCCUCGUGGAGAGAUUCACGUUCCGCCCUUCACCAUCCGACCCGCUCAUGUUCCGCAUUCCCAAUGAGAUCCAGUACUGGGCCGGCGUCAUCAUGCGGAACGCGUGCCGCAAGGACGACGCGCAGGGCGGUAUCCGGCAGUGCGCGUACAUGUCGUGUGGACGCUGGGAGAAGUUCCCACGCGAGUUUGCCAAGUGCCGCCGCUGCCGCAAGGCCAAGUACUGCAGCAAGGAAUGCCAGAGCAAGGCGUGGAGUGAGGGGCACCGUUUCUGGUGCAGCUUACGCUCUGAGCCUGAGCCUUCGGCGGACGCCAACAGUGGCGCCAAUGGGGCCGCUGGUGGCGGCGCAGGCGGAACCGGCCGUCGCGACCCUCCGCCCCGCCGUGACAAUGCGGGCGGCGACGGCGACGUGGACAUGGCUGACGGGGACGCUGUGCAGCAGACCCCACGUGCUGCAGCACGUCACCACACGCACACCGCUGUGCCGCCGGUCGUGUCGGUCGCCGACACGACACCUCCGCCUGCUGGAGCGAGCAUGCCAACUCUGCGGCGCGUCACUCCUAUGCGCCGUCCAUUCGAGUCUCUCUCGCUGUCGGACGAACGCGAGCGUGCGCGCCUGGCGAUGCCAGUCCCGAACUCGGGCUCUGCUACGCCGCCAGUCCCGCGCCCACUACCUGCGUUCCUUAAGCUCGGCCAGCCCGGCGGCCCGAGCAGCACGGCGGAGAUGAAUGCGGCGAUGGCGCGCCCGAGCCGUGCGCGUUCGGCGACGCCACAGAUGGGCAAUGCGUGGUAG